Molecule: messenger RNA, 2762 nt
Organism: Wasmannia auropunctata (little fire ant)
Lineage: Eukaryota; Metazoa; Arthropoda; Insecta; Hymenoptera; Formicidae
Product: sodium channel protein Nach
Exons: 8
Coding region: 167-1516 (449 amino acids)
Biological process (GO): sodium ion transmembrane transport
Cellular component (GO): membrane
Molecular function (GO): ligand-gated sodium channel activity
Source: RefSeq, a predicted model, not a curated record
AGUAAUAGUAACGGUAAUGCGUUACAUACGUUUUGUCCCAAAAGGUUUAGUUUAAAGAGAAAGCACUAUAAUGAUUACGCAUAGUAGCCAAAGAGUAAAUAGUAAUUUAAUUCAAGUUAAUUAACUUAAUGUACAGUGUUUAGUGCUUAAUGUUGAAAUUCGUUAAAUGUCAAGUGACAUCGUUGUUUUAGUUUUAACUAUGAUGCUCCAGCAAUUCUGGAUACGUUACAGCUCUAAUCCAGUCCGCAGCGUCGUUAAGACUUUUUACAGGUCAAUAUAUGAGGCCCCCUUCCCAGCUCUUACUAUCUGCCCAUUAAUACCACCCAUGUCUUCAAGACGCAGAAAAGUGUUUGAAAGUAUAAUUAUACCACGCAAUAUGACUAACAGUACAGCAAAGUUCUUGAUUAGAUAUGGUCCCGCGUUUGCGAAUGAAAACGCUCCUGGUGGCCAGAGUCAUGUGGACGAGAUGAAAUUACUGUUGGAGACAAACAACAUGACACUGAUAGAUUUAAUAAAAGCUUUACGACCUUGCGAAGACUUGUUCGAAACCUGUUUUUGGGAAACCCAUGUUAGAAAUUGCAGCGAACUGUUUAAAGUGUCUUAUACUUUCACAGGUAUAUGUUGCUCCUUUAACUAUCUUCUCGAAGAUUUUAUAAAAACCGGCAGGACCAGAAACUUCAACAAACUUCGUACAACUCUUUAUUACGGACCAAGAUCCGGUCUUAAAGUUGUUCUACACCGAAAUUUUUUAUUUGAGGAUGAUGACCCAGAACAAAAAUACAUCAAAUAUUCAACAAAUUCCGUCGGUCUUGUGAUGUUUCCUCACCAUCCUCUGGAAUAUGUCGCCACCAUGGCUCCUAGACACAUUCUACAAGCAGAGCAAGAAUUACAGAUCUCCGUAACUCCAGUUGUCAAUAGCAAACUUUCCGGAUAUUAUCGAGAUUCUCAUACUGGUAAAAUGACUCCGAAUUGCGCAGAUGUUAAAGCUAAAUUGAAAUAUUUUCCUACGUAUCGAUAUUCCAACUGCUUUACCAGCUGCUCUAUCAAUGCUACUUUGAAUAUUUGUGGUUGUUUACCAUACUACUAUACGCCCAUAACUAUUAAACAUUCUAUAAAGCUUUGCGACUGGGAAGAUUUCCCUUGUCUUUGGAAGAAUGCAAACAAAACACGGAUCAUCACAAACAUGGUUACAGAAAAUUUUACAUGCGAAUGUAUAACUCCAUGCUGGAAUGUGAUGUACCAUUUACGUACUUCUACGCUCCCGUUAAACGGUGCACACGAAUUCAAUCCCCCGAUAUAUAAAAAUCUUUCGAAAGCUCAAUCUGUUCUAAGCGUAUUCAUGAGAUCCUCAACAUUCAUGGAAACAGAAACAAUCCCGGUUGCUGAUGAAUUAUAUUUACUAUGUGCGCUGGGCGGCGUAUUCAAUCUUUUCUUGGGAUGUAGCUUCAUAAGCGUCCUGGAGAUUUUUUACUUCAUAGGAAUAUAUCUUUGUUCCGCAGUCAAGAAGUCAAAAUAAUCGUCGCCAAAAGUUUCACUAGCGAUAUAUAUUAAACAAUGUAAUUGAAUUUAUAAAUUAAACAACGUAAUUGGAUGUUUGAUCGCACUUUUAUCGGAAGGGUAAUUGAAUGAGGAAAUGAAUUUGGCAUUGGUACACCAUCGUACAUAACAUCUCUCGGGACACCGGGUGUGCGGAUGCCGCAUCGAGCAACUACGAAUCUGGAGCGAUUAGAUCUAUUUCGAGCGGUUACUGGAGCGCUGCCGUAACAUUUAAGUCCACGCCCGUGAAAAUAUUUACUACGACGAGUUUCCUACGAAAGAGAGAGAGAAAGAGAGAGUUUGAGAUAUCGUGUGUGGUGAUCUUCGGAAUUAAAUCGUACACGACAAAUGAUCUGCAUAAGUUUACGAAUAAUGUUGCAAUUUCUGGUCCUUCUUCAGGAUAUCGCUCGAUCGGUUACGUAAACGUGACACGUCAAUUUUCGUACUCGUGCAUCUCAUUUGAUUUGUGCAUUUCGUCAUCCGCACGCACCUGCACGCACCUGUCCGUUAAAUGUUGGCAAUAAUAUAAGGAACACAUUUGAAAUUAGCAACGUGCAAAUAUAACGGGGUGGCAUUCCGGUACGGUCAAGUACGGAGAUGGCAGAUUUACGUCGGAACUGGAAGAAACGUAAAAGCGGUGUUGACUUGUUAGAGCCGAGUAAAUCUGGUAUUUGACUUGGCGAUUGUACGAGACGUAUAAGUUAUCCCGCAAAACAAAGGCGAGAACAGCGGAUGUGUGCGUACAAAAAAAAAAGUGGAUAUUUAUAUCAUAGAAGUCGGUAUUUGAGAAGUGCGCAUGAAUACAUUAAGCAAAGUAAUUCGAUACUUGAGUCAUACGCGGCCUCACACAGGAGAAUCUCCGCCUUACGUAAUGUUUGAAAGCUUUUCGUUAAACGCGGCCCUAAUUGCGGCCCAGCAUUGAAAUGUGUACUAAUCAUGUCGUCUAUUUUCGCGUGCGCUGUCGAAAAUACCGAUUUAGUUCUACGCGGACGUACGGCCGAACUUCGAGAGCUGGAAGCGCCGACUAUUUUUGGAGAAACGCCCACACAUAACGCGGAACGGCCACGUCGUUCGCGUCUCUACAAAGUUCUCGCCGUUUUGCACCUCGUAACAGAAUCCGCAAUUUUUCGCAAUUGCGCGCGUCCUCCUUCUCUAAUUGUAGCCCGUUUUACCAUCACGCAUACCAGCACGAUAAUAAUGACAUAAUGACAAGUUAUUUCCGGAGU